CACAAUUUCAAACCAAACAAAUUAAAAACCUUCACCACACUAGAAACUUAUCCACACAAGUGAAGAAAACCCUGUGUCCAUUUUCCACAAUUACACAAAAAGUAACAACAACAUGGCUCUGGAGAAUUGUUUAAGAGUAUCCACAGCAAGACCCCAUUGUCUUCCUCCAUUAUUUUCAUCUUCAAGGGAAAAGCUUGUUUUCUCAGCUCAAAGAGGAGGGUUCAAGAAAUCAGUGCAAAAUGCAACAGUAUCACUCCCAUCUCUUUACUCAACAGGUGUUGCCUACAGAAAAUCUCGUUUUGUUUGCAAUGCUCGUGAAGCAUUAAAUGAAGUUGGAGUAGUGACUGACGCAAACUGGAAUGACCUUGUCCUUGCAAGUGAAAUCCCUGUGCUGGUAGAUUUUUGGGCAUCAUGGUGUGGUCCAUGCAGGAUGAUAGCGCCUAUUCUCGACGAGUUAGCGAAAGAAUAUGCUGGAAAAAUUGCUUGCUACAAGCUCAACACAGAUGAUUGUCCAAACAUAGCAACAAAGUAUGGCAUCAGAAGCAUACCAACUGUUCUAUUUUUCAAAAAUGGAGAGAAGAAAGAAAGUGUAAUUGGUGCAGUUCCCAAGUCUACUCUGUCCGCAACACUGGAAAAAUAUAUUGAAGCAUGAACUGAGAAAAAGUGAUAUAUAAUGAAAAGCAUUACAGUAGCAACAAUGGAUGGAUUGGGAAGGAAGAAAUUACUUUAGUGAAAUUGCUGAUUUUUCAUUUUAUCCCAUUCAUUUCCAUUUCCUACAAGGCUAAAGGUAGUUUGUAUGUUUUAUCAUAACUAUGUAAGGAUCAUCUUUCCAUCUAUGGUUUCAACACAUUGAAUAAUCCUUGUAUAUUUCUUUUAUUUUUCAUCAUUUUGUAAAGGUUAUUACAUUGGAUAAACAGACAUCCUUCAAUGUUUGAAUGCUGAUUACCUUCAAAUUGAUGAUUGCUUGGGAUAA
This is a messenger RNA of Cicer arietinum (chickpea), 973 nucleotides long. RefSeq lists its product as uncharacterized. NCBI's taxonomy places the organism in Eukaryota, Viridiplantae, Streptophyta, Magnoliopsida, Fabales, Fabaceae. Gene Ontology annotation, molecular function: protein-disulfide reductase activity. Gene Ontology annotation, cellular component: cytoplasm. The record is from RefSeq and is a predicted model, not a curated record.